Ceratina calcarata is the source of this 1591-nucleotide messenger RNA. RefSeq names its product mitochondrial ribosomal protein L38 (gene mRpL38). Gene Ontology annotation, cellular component: mitochondrial large ribosomal subunit. NCBI's taxonomy places the organism in Eukaryota, Metazoa, Arthropoda, Insecta, Hymenoptera, Apidae. The coding region runs from base 269 to 1477 and encodes 402 amino acids. The transcript is spliced from 6 exons. The record is from RefSeq and is a predicted model, not a curated record.
GGUAUAAUUCGAACGAUGGACCUGUAUAUCUAUUUACAGUAAUCGUAAUCGUAAUCGUAAUCGUAACAGUCAACUUUAAUAAGAAUGAAAAGAAUAGAGAUUUCCCAAACUUCUGAAACUUCCUAUUAGACGCCGAGGCGAAACUUGGAGUGUAUGCAUGUCGGGCAAUAAUGAAUAUAUACCUUAUCUUCAUUCUCCAUUCUCUUCUUUUAGGAAAGUGGAAAACAAAUCGAAUUUUAUGACAGUGUGCGUUUCAAAUUAAGCACACAUGGCGACUAUUGCUCUACGCAUCGUUCGAAAAGAUGUAACUUCCAAGUUGAAAGUUAAUCUGGAACAAGUUCGACAUGGCCAUCAUAUUCGCGGAAAACCGCCGAUGAUCGCACGCACUUUGAAGCAACGACUGGAGUUGCUGAAUGAAACAGAUCCAGUACUAUCGGCUAAAGUGAACAUAGGCUUUUCUGUACCAAAAAUUUCGCCGCUAAAGAAGCAAGAGUGGACAUCCGAACGGAAGAAAAGACGAUCCGACGUGGAUUUUGAGCGAAGAGUGAGAAACGGACAGUUGUCGAUCGACCUGGAAGAAGCGAGGCGAGUAUGGUUGGAAACGUCGAGUCCAUUCGAGAUUCAUAAAAUCGCAGAACACUAUGGUAUUUUUCAACACUUGUUCGGGGACGCGUUCUUUUUCCCGGUCGUACCGCUGAGUAUCAGUUAUGAGAUCGACAAUGAUAUUUUCGUCAGAGUUCAUUCUGGAAACGUUAUAAAACCAGCGGAGGCAUGCAAAUUGCCGAACAUUGAUUACAAAGUCAAAGAAAACACGUUAUGGACAUUGGUAAUGUCUACUCCGGAUGGAAAUUUAGAAAAUCCGAACGAUGAAUAUUGUCAUUUGUUUCUGGGAAACAUUCCAGGGAACAAGGUGAACCAAGGCGAACGAAUAAUGGACUACUUCAAACCGAUUCCGGCUAGGGGGGCAGGUUAUUAUCGUUACGUAUUUAUUCUUUAUAAACAAAAUCAGCCGUUGGAUUACGGGGAAUACAAGAAAACGGAACCUUGUUUACAGCUAAAUGAACGCAACUGGAAUACGCUAGAAUUUUAUCGUAAAUAUCAAGAUCAUCUUACUCCUGCUGGUUUAUCGUUUUUCCAAAGCGAUUGGGAUUUCACGGUGAAAGAAUUCUUUCACACAGAAUUAGAUUCAGCAGAGCCAGUGUUUCAGUACGAGUUUCCCAAACCGUACGUUAGACCGCAAGAGUGGUUUCCAUUGAAACAUCCGUUCAAUAUUUAUAUGGAUAGAUACAAAGAUCCGAGAGACGUGAUGAAACAAUUUUUACUAAGGAAACUGCAGACUGUUCAUCCUUUCGCACAGCCGAAGCCACCUCUCAAGUAUCCUAAUGCUCGUCCCAUCAACGGACAAUUAGCUUCUUGGCUAAAAUUGGCAAUACAACACGAACGUUUAGGAUGGGGACGUGUGAACGAACUGAAAUAAAGUAUCGCGUUACAUUUACUCUCCGGAAUUUGAACGCGCUAAUUGUAAACUACUGGAUGGCGCUAAGCGUUUUUACGCUACACGCACGUAUGUAAAUAAAUAAUAUUAUACGUA